AUGGCUCCUACUCCUCCCGCCCCUGGUGUCGGCCUCAGCGCAGGCAUACGAGACGACGAUUGCAACUUCCGGGACACCAUACUUAUAGGGGCGGCAUGCGUCGUCUACACCAUCUCGGCGCUUGUCUUUUACGCCUUCCUCAAUAGGUGUCGUUUCCUUCCCAGAUGGUACGAGAGCUCACCCAAAAAACUGCAACACAAGGUCUUGUUCCUCUUGUGGCUUCCUGCCGCCUUGAUACUCUGGCCUCUCUCUCUCCUACUGAUUAUAUCCUCUAAAUGUGGCUUCGACGUCGUCGACAAGUUGAUCAACUCACUCCGACACAUCAGCGCGAAGAGCAGAACCGUGAGUCGUCACAUCAGCGGAGAGCCAAGGGAGGGAAUGGAGCUCGAUAGAUGGGAAACGAUCGAACUUGAAGAGUGUAACUCUGGCGUUCUCCGAAAGAACACCACCAUGGGAGACUUCAUCAACCCCUUCGACGAGAGAGACCGUUCCAGUACCCGCAGAUCAAGCGGAUCCAAUAGCCGUGACCCGUCACCCACAGAUCGUCGGACCUCCCCUUCGGCCACAGAGAUACCCUCAGUCAAGUGGUAUGAGAGGCUUCCUUCACCAGCCGUAAUGGAAGGGGCUCUCAAUCAGGCGGGCCCCAGCAGCAACGGUGGUCCGUUGUCGACAGAACGCACUGGGAGCGAAAGUCCUUACUCCGACGACGGUGAUGCUCAGCAACCGACGGUCAUUCCGGUUGACAGCGUGGAGACGACGGUAGCAGACUCGCGUGGGAGGGCUACGACGACGCGGAAGUUGGAGGCUAUUCCCGAGCAGACCGAAAAGGUUGAAGGAUGGGAAACUAUGAUUCUCUGA
Messenger RNA from Colletotrichum acutatum, 858 nucleotides. RefSeq lists its product as uncharacterized. Lineage: Eukaryota; Fungi; Ascomycota; Sordariomycetes; Glomerellales; Glomerellaceae. The transcript has a single exon. The record is from RefSeq and is a predicted model, not a curated record. Bases 1 to 858 code for a protein of 285 amino acids.